Aphanomyces astaci is the source of this 5649-nucleotide messenger RNA. RefSeq lists its product as hypothetical. The coding region runs from base 15 to 3794 and encodes 1259 amino acids. NCBI's taxonomy places the organism in Eukaryota, Oomycota, Saprolegniomycetes, Saprolegniales, Verrucalvaceae. The record is from RefSeq and is a predicted model, not a curated record. Gene Ontology annotation, molecular function: ABC-type transporter activity; ATP hydrolysis activity; ATP binding. Gene Ontology annotation, biological process: transmembrane transport. The transcript has 5 exons. Gene Ontology annotation, cellular component: membrane.
CUUUCGUGAUUCAGAUGGAGCAGCAGCGGCCAUUACUGUCGAGGACCGCAUCACUGAGUGACUCGUGCCCGGAGAAGAAGGGAUGUCUUUCGUCCAUGCUGUUCACGUGGAUGAAUCCCCUCAUGGACCUCGGCAACCGCCGACCGCUCGAGAUGGACGACUUGUUCCAACUCAACCCGGACUUGCGCGCCGACGCUGCCUCCGCGCGAUUCUCGGCAUGCUGGGACAUGGAGCUCCGGAAGGCUUCACCCAGCCUGGCGUCAGCUCUCUUCCGUGCAUUUGGGGCGAAAUUCGUCGCCGCAGGAGUCCUGCGCUUCGUACGCGAUGCCCUCCAGUUCAUCGGACCGUUCGUGCUGCAACGUGUGAUUGCCUUCCUCCUCACACCAGACGCCGCCCUUUCCGACGGAUUGGUAUACGUAGCGCUCAUCUUUGUGGGCGGGAUCUUCCAAUCGUUUUGCUUUCGCAACUACAUGUACUUUGUGUUUGAGACGGGCUUGCUCUUCCGCUCCGCCAUUGUCACUGCAGUCUACCGCAAAAGCCUCGUGCUCUCUGCGGGGGCCAUGGCCGGUCGUUCCGUAGGCGAGAUUACAAACCUCAUGUCGAUUGACGCCCAGCGACUCCAGGACCUCCUGGGGCAUCUCCAUGCUAUCUGGUAUGGCCCAUUCCUCAUUAUCACGUCGUGCGUUUUGCUGUACCUUCAAGUGGGUCCAGCUGCUUUUGCAGGCAUUGCCGUGAUUUUGGUGGUGACCCCCGUGACCAUUUGCAUCACUCGCGUGAUGCGGACUCUGCAGAAACAGCUCAUGCAAGUCAAGGACAGCCGGGUCAAAAUGUGCUAUGAAGUCCUCGGCGGCAUCAAAGUGCUCAAGUUGCAAGCGUGGGAAACCAAUUUCGCCGCUCGAGUGGCCGCUUUUCGCACGGACGAGCUGCGACAGCUGACGUCGUACCUCUUGGCCCGCACUGCGUCGACGUCACUAUUCAACGGGGUGCCGUCAUUAGUGACCAUCGCAACCUUCACCACAUAUGUAGUACUCGGGCACUCGAUGGACACGUCCACAGCGUUAACGUCUCUGUCACUCUUCGCCAUCAUGCGAUUUCCGCUCUUCGUGCUGCCCACUGUGAUCAACGCCAUCGUCGAAGCCUCUGUGAGUUUUCAGCGCCUUCAGGCAUUUCUUCUGGAGGCCGAACGCACUCCGGUGGGGUCUGGAGCCCUGGAAGCCACUGGUAUCCUCUUGGAGCGGGCGGCUUUCUCAUGGGAACAACCGGUUUUGCCCAAACGCCGUGCCUCGGCCUUGGACGACACAGUGUCCGACGUGUCGUUUCAAAUGCAAACCCAAGGCAUUUGCGCCGUGGUGGGGGGCGUGGGCAGUGGCAAGUCGACGCUUUUGUCUGGGCUUUUGGGCGACGCGCCGUGCACCAAAGGGACCGUGUCGAUGCGGGGGUCGGUGGCUUAUGUUUCCCAACAGCCGUUCAUUCAAAACGCCACCUUGCGAGACAACAUUUGCUUUGGCUUGCCAUAUGAAUACGGACGCUACACCGCUGCUGUCGGGGUGUGCUGCCUCGAAGCGGACCUCCGGGUGUUGCCCGGGGGAGACCUCACUGAAAUCGGCGAGCGGGGCAUCAACUUAAGCGGUGGACAGCGCACGCGCGUGGCCCUCGCUCGAGCGGUCUAUCAGGACGCCGACAUUUACCUCCUCGACGACGUGCUGGCUGCUGUGGAUGCUCACGUUGGAGCCACGAUAUUCCGCGAGUGCAUUCGCGGUUUCUUGGGCGGUAAACUCGUUGUGAUGGUGACCAACAACCUCCAAGUGCUUCCCCAAUGCGACUCGGUGUUGGUACUCAGUCAAGGCCGCGUCGUCGAACACGACUCGUUCGCCCAUCUCGUUCAAAUGCCGGAGGGCUAUUUGGCAGGUAUGGUGGCGAAUUUCAAGGAAUCCGACGCGCCAGAAUCCCAGACCGAGGAUAACGAACCCAACGACGAUGAAUUUGGGACGACUCCAGGCCACGCCUUGGUGAGAGUCCCGUCGAGCGAGGUGGCUGACAAGGCGUGUUCACUGAUGUCUGGCGAAGAUCGGUCCACGGGGGACGUCCCCUGGUCCGUGUUUGAAAACUGGAUUCAAUCAUGUGGGGGCCCCUAUGUGGCCGCUCGGGUGCUCGCUGUGUUCGUGCUCGCUCAAGCCACGAACGUCGCUGCCACGUUGUGGCUCAGCUAUUGGUCCGACCAAGACCAGCGGUUGGAUGUCCGUAGCCACCGCCAAGCACUGUUUGUGUUUAUCGGUCUCAACUUUGCAUUUGCACUCCUCAUUUACCUCCGCGUGCUGGGCUUGUACCUCGCGGGGCUGCAGGCCAGUCGCGCGCUGUUUUCCGCCAUGUUUACCCAGGUGCUCCGAGCGCCCAUGCACUUCUUCGACACGACCCCCCUGGGCCGCAUCAUCAACCGGAUGUCCAAAGAUAUGUACGCCGUGGACGAAGACAUCCCAAGCACGUGGGUCAACGUCCUCUCCACCCUCUGCAGCGUGGCGGCCACUCUGGCCACGAUCGUCGUCGUGACUCCGUGGUUCGUCACGGCGCUGGUGCCCCUCGUGUGCUUCUAUGCCGCGUCGCAGCGCUUCUUUGUCAAGACCUCCCGCGAACUGCAGCGCCUCGAGUCCAUCUCGCGGUCGCCCAUCUACGCGCUGACCGCAGAAACCCUCGACGGCCUCCCCACCAUCCGCGCCUACAAAGUCGAAAGGUCGUUUCAGAAACGAUACAUGGACCUCCUGGACUGCAACCAGCGCGCGUAUUUCUUGAAUUUCUCGGCCAACUGCUGGCUCGGGCUACGCCUCGAAGUGUCUGGAGCGUUGGUGGCGUCCUUUGCCACGCUGUUUGUCGUGCUGAACCACAGCCACACGUCCGCUGCGUUUGCAGGUCUAGCUGGCGUGUCACUGACGUACGCCUUCAGCGUCACGCCAGCCCUCAACAUGUCGGUGAGGUACUUGAGCCAGCUGCAGACCCAGAUGGUCAGCGUCGAGCGCGUUCAAGCUUAUGCUGCCAUGCCGACCGAGCGUCCUCUGCGGAGCCUCGUGCCGCCGCCGCCACAGUGGCCCCAGCACGGUCGGAUUGUGUUUGAAUCCGUAGAUCUGCGAUAUCGCGUUGGCAUGCCUCGCGUCCUGCGCAAUCUGUCUUGCACGAUCCAAGGUGGGGAAAAGGUCGGUGUCGUGGGACGGACGGGGGCCGGCAAGUCGAGUUUGGUCGUGGCGCUCAUGCGACUGGCCGAAGUCCACGGCGGCCGCAUCACGCUGGACGACGUGGACAUUUCCGCCAUUGGGCUGCACGACCUAAGGGAGAAAAUCUCCAUCAUCCCGCAGGACCCGGUGCUCUUUUCCGGCACGUUGAGGUCCAACGUGGAUCCGUUUCACAUGUACAAUGACGAGGCGCUGUGGGCGGCACUCAAGCGCGUCCAGAUGCCGGCCUCGAGCCUCGACGAUGUUGUGGACGGAGGCAACUUCAGCGUCGGGGAGCGGCAGCUCAUGUGCAUCGCCCGGGCCUUGCUCAAGCGGUCCCGGGUGAUCUUGAUGGACGAAGCCACGGCCUCCGUCGACCCAGACACGGACAGAUCCGUCCAGCGGAGCCUCCGCGAGGUGUUCUGCGACUGCACGUGCAUCACCAUCGCCCACCGCCUGCACACGAUCAUGGACAGCGACCGCAUUCUCGUCAUGGACCGAGGGUCGGCCGUCGAGUUCGAUUCGCCAAAGAACUUGCUCAAGCGACGAGCGAGUUUAUUUGCCUCGCUCGUGGCCCACACCCAAACGUCAUAGAUAUUAUAGCACUACUACAUACGCUUGAUGUGUGACACUGUACAUAUAUUAUAUAUAUAUCGUAAUUACUACAAAUAAUACAUGGUGCGUUCGUUCUAUUAAAUACUAGAUCCCUUACGACCGUUUGCCAGGGGAGGCCGCGUCGGGGUUGAUCUUGUGCUCCUUGAGCAGCAUUCGCAGCCGUUCAUUCUCUUUGGCCAGUCGGUCCAGUUGCUCUCGAAGUUGCUCCACUUCCCCUUCAAACGAUUUGUUGGCGGCCAGCAUCGCGUCGGACCUCUUCAUCAGCGCAUUAGCAUCCACCUCGGCCUGUUUGGCGCGGCUCAGGGCGCUGCCAAAACUCUCCUCUGACGUGGCAGCUUCUGGGGACGUCAGCGGGGUCGACUGGCUGGACCGAGGCGACGGCUCGUUCCAGUUGGACUCGUCUAACUUGGGUGGCAGCAUAAGUGGUUUGCGACCCACGACCAGCGGCACGUCCUCUUGUUCUCCUCGCUCCUCCAUCUUGGCCGCAAAGAGUGCCGCCGCUGCUUCUGCCCUUUCGUCUGCGGCUCUAGCGUUUGCAUCUGCUUCUCUCGCUUCGUUUCUCUUGGCCAUAAACGCUAGAUGCUGUUUGCGGUGGCGGAACCUCACUUGCACGGACACGAUAGCGUGCCUCAUCCGGCGAAGGUAGCUCUGCUCCAGCACCCGCCGCCCAAACGCUUGCAGGGUCACCGCCGCCCGCAGCUGCCGGCCAAACUUGCGCCGCGCCAGAAACCCGAGCACGACCUUUUGAACGAUCGUGGCCUGUUGGUACUCAAAGUCCGACUUGAGCGUCUCAAGCUCCUCGAGCACCCCCGCCUUGAAGUACACGAGCGACUUGCCCAUCUGGUACUCGACUGGCUUUUGGAAGCCCAUCUUGGCCAGCACCAUCGCACAUGUGUCGUCCACACUCUUUCCUUUUCCGACCAUCGACGGCGGAAACAUGAGCGCGUACCGCGUCGCCAGUUCUUUGGCCGACAGCCGGCUCGGGUACCCCGCUCGGGAGAUGCGGAUGGCGUCGAUGACGCCGGCAGACCGCAGCUGGGCCACGACCAUGGGCUUGUUAAAGUCUGUGGGGGACUUGACCGCGUUCGGUUUGAUACACCGGACGUAGUGGACGUUUGUCGCUUCGAUCGUGUCCAUGAGCUUGGAAAGAGAUGUCUUGAACUGCUGCCCCAGCGUUUUCGGAGGCACGGCCUUCCGUCGACCCCCAAACGCUUUGUCCACUGUAUCCUCUGGCUUUGUGCUAACCGGACUUCCUUUGCGCCGGAGGUUCCAUGCUUGGAUCACGGGCGGGACCACUGUUGGCUCCCUCGGGGACGAACUCCCCGAGCUGGACGUCGUGUCAUUGUCGUCGUCGCUCAAGAACAAAUCAACGACAAAUGCCAUCGAGCUAGUUUGCACCAGCGUGAGCAGAUCCGGCAGCAGCGCGUCCCGAUGUUUCUCCAUGAACCCAACCGUUUCGUAGGUGACGGCGCCGGCAUAAUGCUUGACAGUAAACUGCGUACGCUUGACCUUAGCAAACGCAAUCACGCCCGUGUCCUUGGCGUUCGUCCGGAACUUGUUGACCAGCGCCUCUUCCGUGCCCCGGGGCUGGCGAAGGUGGUCGUUCAUGAGGUUUAUGAUGCCCAUUUUGCCUUCAAUCACGUUCAAAAUGUCCUGGUUGUCUGCAAACUGAAUGUGGUCCCACGCCAGGCCUUCGCGCACGUACUCGUCUUGCACGGUCGAGAAGACGUCCUUGACGAACUUUUGCUGCAGCUUUUCGUUGGCAUAGUUGAUGCAAAACUGCUCAAACCCGUUGUGCUUGAAGUCCUCAAACCCAAAGAUGUCGAGCACGCCA